This is a messenger RNA of Cuscuta epithymum, 2482 nucleotides long. The record is from the annotation of a GenBank genome assembly. NCBI's taxonomy places the organism in Eukaryota, Viridiplantae, Streptophyta, Magnoliopsida, Solanales, Convolvulaceae.
AGCCAAAAAUUGGCUAAUCAGCUAUUAACCAAACACCCCCCAUAAUUUACCCCUAGCAUUUUUCUAGUAACAAACUGUGCACCCCCACCUUUUCCCGCAACUUCCGGGCCAAAUCUUACUUGAAGCUGUUCCUUGGCUUCCCGGCGUCGUCCUCGUCCUCAGGCCGUUUCCGGUCCGCCAAUCGCCGAUUGAAUUCCGUACACUUGUUUCCUAGAUUGUAACUUCAUCCAGCGAAUUUUGAAUCUAGAUAGGGUAUUGUGGAAGGUUCUCAUUUUUGUUGCAAUGCUACAGUGGAUGGGUGGAUCAAGACGGAAAGUUGUCACUUCAAGGAAUUCAACACUAAAAAGGCAAAAGCAGUACUUUGAGCAAAGAAAACUAAAACACCAGCACAGUCAGGCAGAUCUGGAAAAGUACUAUGGAAGUAGCCCAUGUAAUCAGCAACACGAAAAUAAUACAUCACUGGAUGUUCUUAGUCUGCUGAACCUUUCAGCUGUUUCCAAAGAACCUAUCUCAGGUUCCCAUUUCCCUGGAGGAAACAUUGAAGGUGUUACUCCCUCUCCAAACUAUCAGACCAGGUUGUGUCCUCAAACUGCUCAAGCCAAUGAAGUUACUCAAAUUAGUCCCCUUAGGAUCAAGCCGGAAGGUAUUGCUUCCACAACAGAAAGUUCCGCCUGUGAUCUUUCUGAUACUGUAUGUCCAAGAAAUUUUCCAGUUGGUGCGCCUGAAUCCAAGGGGAAAAAGUUGAAGUGUGAUUGGAACACCUUAAAUCAAUCAAAGAUGUCAACAGAGCACCCGCUAUCUGUUAUUGAUAUUUUAGGUGAUGAUUGUCCAAAUAGCAACCUUGAAGAAAAUGUUGGGCAUGAAGCUCAUGUUGCCUUUUCAAUUCAAGGUCUAGGUAAAGUGGACACAGAAACACCUGUUCAUUCACCAGAGAGGCCUGGAAGAAAUUUCUCUUAUGGACAGUAUCUACCAUUGAAAGAGAGGAUGAAAACUCUCUCGUCAGUCAAAACUACUAGCAGGCCUGACCUCAAGCAUAAAUUGGAUGCUGUCAUGAGGGACAUUGGAACAUCCAUAUACAGAAGUCCAGUAGAACCAUCUUUCAGAUCUAUGGUCUCUGAUGAUUUAUUUGGCAGCCCAAGGCAGGACUUGUUAUCUAACAAAAUAUCAUCUCCAGUCACUGAUUAUGAUACUAAUUUGGAGGAAAUUUUUGAAGCUGGGGAGCUCUUUGGCAAAGAGAGAAGAAAGAACAUUCAGAAUGCAACUUCCUCGGGUCUAACUUAUGGGAUUAGUGACCAAGAGGAAUAUGGUUUACCUUGUAAGAACGAGUUAGAUCAAAUGGAGUUUUGUUCAAGUAGUCAACAUGCGGGUAGAAGUUACGAUCACCAAGAUUUAUCCUUUAACGAGACCCACCAGUGGAAGAAAAGCACCAGCAUGCAAUCACCAUUUGAGAUCAAUUACCAAGGCUGCCCUUCUUUAUAUUCCAAGCGCAAGAUGCAACAGUACUUUGAAGAUUCAGACCCGAAUAUAAAAUGCAACUACUCUAUGGGAACCAGUGAAUAUCGUUGUGUGGACAACAAAAAGCGGAGAGCUUCCUCAUUCUCUGCAAUUGAUGACACCAUGGGUUGUUUCAGUCUUCGGAGUGAAGAAUCAUGCUUCUUUUCAGCUGCAGUGAAAGGUGAUUUGUUCGAAUGCCCCAGAAACCGCCAUGACAUGCAUCUUCAUAAAAAGACGAUGGAGACCAAAACCAGAUUCUGCAAUGAUAGCUGGCCAGGAAGCUUCUCAGAUUACCCAACUACUGCUAAAAAAAGAUGGUUUGAUCCGAAUCCCCAUCGGUUCUCAGAUGAAAUAUUCAAUGCAAACGAAGAAGACAUUAUGGGUGGACCAGAUCCCUAUAACGAACAUCCAUUUGCUGCUCAACCUCCACUACUUUUCAAGAAACACAGAGGUUUUCCUGGUGAACGCUCACAUUGCUACAAAAGAAUGUCGGAAGAACCUAGUAUCAUCCCGAAACCAGCCAUAAUCAUAAUCUCGAAUGGUAUAUCUGGUGGAUCAAGUGUGCCAGGCCGAUUUCAGACUUCCCAGGCUAGCAUUGUUUCAUCAUCAUCCGACCUGGAAGACAAGUGUGGUGACACUAGAAAGGAACCAAGAUGCAUUACUCCUAAAGCAUCUGUGAAUACAAAUGCAUCUAAACCUAUUGAAUAUGGUGACGAGGCUUCUUCUUGUGCAGAGUUUCCGGCAGCAUCUAAGGAAGUUCAUGGGUCUGGAGAUCCGAGUAACGAUAUAUCUUAAUAACGCGAUUUGUUACUGGGUUGGCUUUAAUAAACUAAAAACAUAGUUUAAUGUUACUCUUAUUGAAUUGGGUUAUCUUCUACGCACAAGGCUUAACUUCAUACACUUGUACCAAAAUACUUGCACACUGGGGCUUAACUUCAUACUUUUGUACCAAAAUACAUAACACACUGGCUCCAUUGAUCACUUCUUU